CCGAAAAGACGGCCACGCUAUCUUCCUCUUCGCACUCACUCAAUCCUUUUUCCUACCAACUCCCACACCCAACCGAAUAGCCCACCGUUUUUCCUCUCUUUCUUUCCUCUUUCCUUCUACACACAAAAAGGACGAUUCAAUCUCCGCAGGGAUGGAAAAAGGAAAAAUCUGCACAAACUAAUGUCAAUCCUCAACUCCAACUUCAUUUCCACCUUAAAGCAAAGCUGAUCACAAUUCCUCUAACCAAACCUACCACCAAACCUAACUAACACUACUCACAAGAAAACAAAAUGGAUGAAAAGCGCCGAACCGUCGCGUCCCUUGUAUCGAAGCUAAGCUCCGUAUCCGAACGAACCCGAAUCGACGCGCUCAUCGAGCUUCGUCAGAUGUCGAAGCUCGACCCGGAAACCCGCCCCAUAAUUGCCGAAGCUGGCGCCAUCCCUUUCCUCGCUGAAACUCUCUACUCUUCCUCUCAUCCUUCCCAAGAAAACGCUGCCGCCACGCUCUUAAACCUUUCCAUCUCCGCAAAGGAACCGUUGGUUUCCACGCGCGGUGUCCUCGACGCCAUAGCGCACGUGAUCUCCCACCACAGCUCCUCCUCCUCCGCCUCCGCCGUCCAAUCCGCCGCAGCCACAAUCCACAGCCUCCUCGCCGCCACCGACGACUACCGCCCCUCCGUCGGCGCCAAGCGCGACAUCGUAUACGCGCUUGUGGACAUCCUCCGGUGCCACGUGUCGUCCCCUCCGAGAACCAUCAAAGACGCGCUGAAGGCACUGUUCGGCAUUGCGCUGUACCCUCCGAACCGCGCCACGAUGGUGCAUCUUGGAGUGAUCCCCGCGCUUUUCGCCCUUGUGGUGAAGGACGGGCGCGUGGGGAUCGUCGAGGACACCACCGCGGUGAUCGCGCAAGUAGCCGGGUGCGAAGAGAGCGGUGACGCCUUCCGGAAGGUCGCGGGGGUUGGGGUUCUCGCUGAUCUCCUCGACCUGUCUACCGGCGCCAGUAUGCGUAGCAAGGAGAAUGCCGUCUCGGCGUUGCUGAAUUUGGCGCGAUUCGGUGGCGAGAGCGUUGUGGCAGAGGUCAGGGAGGCGCUUGCGGAUAUUGCGGCUGAUGGGAUCGAUGAUGUCGAGGAUAAUGGAAGCGCCAAGGGGAAGAACAAAGCGAAGUUGUUGAAGGUUUUGUUUGGUGAUGAUGAUGUUAAUGAUGAUAACAGUAGCAACAGCGUUUUGAGUUCGGGUGGAGGUUCGCAGUUUGAUUCAUUCUAGUUUCUUCUAUCGACAUUCUUCUUGAGUUUUGGGUACAGGAAGCCAAUGGUUUUAAAUUGCGGCUGCAAUUGCAAUGUGAUUCCGACUUUUUAAUGUGAGAGCAAUUGCUUGAUAAUUGUUCGAAAAUGGGGCUGAUGUUAGAACUUGUUCUAGUUAUCUGCAAUUUAAAACCAUGGAUGGGAUCAUAGGAAUGCGUUGCAAUUGCAUGAUUCAUUUUGUUCUUAUGGUGGAUUAAGACUCAGGUUUGGGGAAUUAGUGUACAAAAAAUAGUUGUUUAUUUGUUCGAGUGUUGUAUUGCUGUGAUUCCAUUGAUUUUUAUAUGAGCAAUAUCAUGCUAUAUUGUACAUUAUAUGUUUCUAACGAGAAAGUUUGUCCUAUGAGUAUCAA
This is a messenger RNA of Arachis stenosperma, 1649 nucleotides long. Its product is annotated as U-box domain-containing protein 1. Gene Ontology annotation, molecular function: protein binding. The record is from RefSeq and is a predicted model, not a curated record. The transcript has a single exon. Gene Ontology annotation, cellular component: nucleus; cytoplasm. Bases 291 to 1262 code for a protein of 323 amino acids. Lineage: Eukaryota; Viridiplantae; Streptophyta; Magnoliopsida; Fabales; Fabaceae.